This is a messenger RNA of Closterium sp. Naga37s-1, 870 nucleotides long. The record is from the annotation of a GenBank genome assembly. NCBI's taxonomy places the organism in Eukaryota, Viridiplantae, Streptophyta, Zygnematophyceae, Desmidiales, Closteriaceae.
AUGGACGGAUUCCGCGGCGCCGUCGACGCAGUGGCGGCGAUCCUGCGCCGCGUGCUGCUGCGCGAUCCGAGCAACCGCCGCGAGGCGUGCACGUGGCUCGCGGCGCUAAUCGGUCGCGUGCAGCUCCCGCCCGCGCUGCGCCGCGCACUCGUCUGCCAGCUGGUGGCGCGCAGCGGAUCGCUGGCCGCUGGUGAGGCCGGGGGGAAGGCCGGGGGGGAAGGCCGGGGGGGAAGGCCGGGGGGGAAGGCCGGGGGGGAAGGCCAGGGGGGAAGGCCGGGGGGAAGGCCGGGGGGGAAGGCCGGGGGGAGGCCGGGGGGGGGCCGGGGGGAGGCCGGGGGGAGGUUGACCGCUCUCUCAUUCCGCUCUUUUCUCCCCUUCUCCACUUUACCCCACACACUCACUCUUCCCCCAUUGCCCCUCCUCCCACACUUCCCCCCUUCCAAUACUCCAAAUUUGAUUGUUUCUUUCCCACUCGCCUCUAACCGCUCUCUCAUUCCGCUCGUCCCUCCCCAUCUCCCUCCCCUUCCCUUCAUUUCUCCCCACACCCCCCUUCCCUCCCAUUCCCCCUCUCUCUUCCCUCCUCUCCGAAACCCUUCAAGUCCCAAUCCUCGUCGCAUUCUCCUGUGGUUCGAUCACUUCAGCAUGGGGCCAAGUCCAAGCAGUCAAGGGAGCAGACGGGGGGAAGAGGGGGAGAGGAGCAGGGAGCAACAGAGACCAAGCGCCUAUGCUGCCACUGCCUAUGCUGCUGCUGCUGGUUCUGGUUCGGCCCAAACCAAGCUCGCAGGGUCAGCAGCAGCUGGUGACGCUCUGCACCGCGACAGUCCAGGAGAGGAGCAGAGGAGAGCGUGGGGAAAGAAGGGAGGAAAGUAG